Messenger RNA from Mugil cephalus (flathead mullet), 649 nucleotides. RefSeq names its product fatty acid binding protein 2, intestinal (gene fabp2). Gene Ontology annotation, molecular function: fatty acid binding. Gene Ontology annotation, biological process: fatty acid transport. The transcript is spliced from 4 exons. Gene Ontology annotation, cellular component: cytosol; nucleus. The coding region runs from base 101 to 499 and encodes 132 amino acids. NCBI's taxonomy places the organism in Eukaryota, Metazoa, Chordata, Actinopteri, Mugiliformes, Mugilidae. The record is from RefSeq and is a predicted model, not a curated record.
UAGAUGUCGAGAUAAGGGGGUGUGUGCUUUAAAAGGAGCCGCAGGCUUUGAGCGAGGCACUCCUUUCUGUAGAGUCGUCCAGCUCACUCUCACCGCCACCAUGACUUUCAACGGCACCUGGAAAGUCGAUCGCAGUGAAAACUAUGAGAAAUUCAUGGAACAGAUGGGGGUUAACAUGGUGAAGAGGAAGCUUGCCGCUCACGACAACCUCAAAAUAACCAUCGAACAGACUGGAGACAAGUUUCACGUCAAGGAGAGCAGUAGUUUCCGCACCCUGGACAUCGACUUCACCUUGGGGGUCACCUUCGAGUACAGCCUUGCAGACGGAACAGAGCUAUCUGGCUCCUGGGGAAUGGAGGGAGACAUGAUGAAGGGGGUUUUCACCAGAAAGGACAACGGAAAACCGCUGACAACCACCAGAAUCAUUCAAGGAGACGAGCUCGUACAGAGCUACAACUACGAAGGUGUCGACGCAAAGAGGAUUUUCAAGAGGGGUUAAAACCGAUGUAGAAAUCCCAAGUAUAUGACCACUAUACAUACAGUAUUGCGUUGAAUUUCUCAUUUUACUCACCAGCAUAACAUGCAAAAAGUGCACUACCGUGUGAUGCAUCAGAUUUAAUACUUGCAUUAAUAAAGUCAUGACUCCCUG